This is a messenger RNA of Penicillium egyptiacum, 1008 nucleotides long. Lineage: Eukaryota; Fungi; Ascomycota; Eurotiomycetes; Eurotiales; Aspergillaceae. The record is from the annotation of a GenBank genome assembly.
AUGACUGAUGAAAUUGAGAUGAAGCAGUGGAUCGACUGGCUCCUCUUUGAUAUCGCGGGCGAUAUGGCGUACGGUCGAAAGUUUGAGCAGGUCAAAAACCUCAAAUCAUCCACUUUCCUAUCCACGUUUGGGAAGGUCGGACUUUGGGGCACCCCCAACCAAGUCACUCGACGGUUUCGCAUGCUUCGACCCUUCAUUUGGAUGCUGAUUCCUCCGUCUGUGGUGCUCACUGUACCCACACUACUCCGUCUGAACAGACAAGAGAUUCGUCGUCGGAUGUCGCAGCGAGACGAAAUAAAACAUCCCGAUUACGUCGAGCAGCUGCUUCCCAAGGAUGGCAAGCCAGAUCCCACCGAGGACUGGAUCCUCGCCCAGGCCAAUGUAUUUAUCGUGGCUGGAUUUGACCCCAUGACGAACUUAAUCUCAUCUGCACUGUACUAUCUCUUGGCAAAUACAGAUAAAUAUUGCCAUGCUAUGAAAGAGAUCAGAGACGAAUUUGCCGAGUAUAAUGAUAUCACUGGUGAGCGCCUUCAGACAAUGAAGUAUCUUCAAGCAGUCAUCGACGAGUCGUUGCGCCUUCACACCAACGCAGCAUUUGGACUCCCCCGUCUGAGUCCCGGAUACGAAGUUGAUGGCAACUACAUCCCUCCUGGGGUGAUAGUCCAAACAUGUUUCUUUGCGACCACGCAUUCCGAACGUUACUUCAAUGAUGCCCGCUCCUUCUGCCCCGAGCGAUGGCUGCCAUCUUGUCAUCCGCUCUACAAUCCGAGAUAUGAGUCCGAUGACCGACAGGCAUUUACUCCCUUCUCACAGGGACCUCGGGGAUGCCCCGGAUUGAACGCUGGGUACCUCCAGGGCCGAAUUAUCUUAGCUAAGCUGUUGUGGUCCUUCGACAUGGAACUGGCCAAUAAAGAUGCGAUUGAUUGGGAGAAGGAUAUCAAGAUGUUUGCGAUCUGGAUUCGGCCAGAUCUUUUUGUCCGGGUCCGUCCUGCGAAUGGGAAGGCGUAG